This is a messenger RNA of Spodoptera littoralis (African cotton leafworm), 1404 nucleotides long. The record is from the annotation of a GenBank genome assembly. NCBI's taxonomy places the organism in Eukaryota, Metazoa, Arthropoda, Insecta, Lepidoptera, Noctuidae.
AUGAGUGAUGAAAAAGUGAAGAUGCGAAAGCAGCUCGGGCUGCUGGAAGGUGUCGCUAUUAUUUUAGGAAUAAUAUUCGGCAGUGGUAUAUUUAUAUCGCCCAAGGAGGUUUUGGAAAAAACGGGGUCGGUAUGGGGCGCACUGUCUGUUUGGGCCGCUUGCGGAGGCCUAGCAACCCUUGGGGCCAUGUCAUAUGCAGAGUUGGGUACUACAUUGGCACAGAGUGGUGGCGACUACCAUUACAUUAAUGAGGCCUAUGGACCUUUACCAGCAUUCCUCUACUUGUGGGACGCUAACUUAGUAUUUGUGCCGAGUACAAACGCUAUAAUGUCACUGACCUUCGCCAACAACAUUCUGGACCCAAUAUUUCCCGACUGCCCCAUAGACCCCUUGUGUAGAAAACUUAUUGCAGCUGUCACUAUAUGUUUCCUCACGUUCAUAAAUGCAUACGACGUCAGAUUUACGACCAGGAUCCAGAAUGUGUUCAUGUUCACCAAGAUUACGGCGCUCGUCAUCAUUAUAGUCGGCGGCAUCAUCUGGAUGGGCAAAGGUGGGACUGAACACUUCGAGGAUGGAUGGGCUGGCACGAAGUCAUCGGUCAGCGAUUGGUCCGUUGCAUUCUACUCCGGUAUCUUCUCAUAUUCAGGCUGGAACUACCUAAACUUCAUGACAGAAGAACUGAAGGAUCCCUUCGUGAAUCUUCCGCGAGCGAUCUACGUGUCCCUGCCCAUGGUGACCGCGAUAUACCUGCUGGCUAAUGUCUCGUACCUGGCCGUUCUCGGGCCAUUGGGAGUAUUGGCUACUGAGGCUAUAGCCGUGGACUUUGCAACGUCUUGCCUGGGUUUCCUACGAUGGGCGAUGCCUACUCUGGUCGCUAUCGCCAUUCUGGGCGGUCUGUCCGUGCACAUCAUGACAUCAUCACGCAUGUGCUUCGCCGGCGCCCGCAACGGACACAUGCCCGAGUUACUAGCCCACAUCAAUGUCAAAUGCAUGUCACCGAUGCCUUCACUUGUGUUUUUGAUGCUGAUCUCAAUUCUGAUGUUAAUCCCGAACAACUUGACAUCGCUAAUCACUUACUGCACGGUGGUGGAGUCCUUCUUCACCACGUUGAGCUGCAGUGCAGUGCUAUGGCUCCGGUACAAGAGGCCUGACCUACCAAGACCUAUCAAGGUGCAACUGUGGAUGCCGAUAGUAUUCGUGAGUAUAAGCGCGGUACUGCUGGUGGUGCCGGUGGUGAGCGAGCCGGUGGCCGUCAUUGCCGGCGCGCUGAUGACACUCGCCGGAGUCCCAGUGUACUACGGCCUCGUGCGCUCCAAGCCAAAGUUCGUCGAGACUGCUUCUACCAAAUUCACUCACUGCUGUCAAAAGCUGUUUCUGUCUGCCGUCGAAGAAAAAGAAGAGUAG